Messenger RNA from Danio aesculapii, 2360 nucleotides. RefSeq names its product interferon induced protein 44f3 (gene ifi44f3). The coding region runs from base 105 to 1454 and encodes 449 amino acids. The transcript is spliced from 8 exons. The record is from RefSeq and is a predicted model, not a curated record. Lineage: Eukaryota; Metazoa; Chordata; Actinopteri; Cypriniformes; Danionidae. Gene Ontology annotation, molecular function: GTP binding.
CUGGAUUUGGAAGGAAGGAGGAAGGAAGGAUUCAUCCUCAGUAAAAUGCAACCUUUCAUUUGAAACGCACCCAUUGAAAAAGCAAUAUUACAUCUGGACAAGACAUGGCCCCCAUCGCUUCCGAUUUAACACCUGAACAAAGAGAGCAGCUCUGUGGCCUGCUGGGAAAUGUGGAUCUGACUCUUCUCUAUAAAGCUUCUGUUCAUGGAUAUGAAGCGUCUGCCUUCCACCAGAGAUGUGACAAUCAGGGUGCCACUUUACUUGUUGCCUACAACAAUUCAGGUGACAUCUUUGGUGGAUACACUAGUGUAGAUUAUACUCAAAGUGGCCAGGAAAUUGCAGAUAAGGAAGCUUUCCUGUUCAGCAUUCGAAGUGGACGUCUUCUGUGCAUCAAAGUUAAUGGAGGAUAUAAAGCACGUCUUGAUGAUGCUGAAAUGCCCAACUUUGGUCAACAGUUGUUCUUUUGCUACAACAAUCAACCAGUUGUAAAUUACAAAGAAAUUCCAAAUUACAUAAAUUCCUUUCGGCCAUUUAGAUUUAAUCCUGACACUUUGUAUGGAAAUAACAAUCAGCUGACUGAAUGUGAAGUGUACAAAAUCAAGCAGACUCUUCAGGUCAGCAUCAAAGAAAAGCCAUGGAGGAAUAUUCUUUGGACAGCGGAACGAAGGGAAGAGCUGAUGGCAGUCAUUAGGAGUCACAAACUCCUCCUAUCAUCUGUGAGCCGGGUCAGAAUUCUAAUGCUCGGCCCUGUUGGUGCUGGAAAAUCCAGUUUUUUCAACUCCAUCAACUCCAUCUUCAUGGGAUACGUGACCAGCAAAGCCAUGUCAGGAUCUGCUAAAUCUAGUGUCACCACACAGUUUCGUAUGUACCCAGUAAAAGAUGGUCAUGAGAGAAAGCCAUUGCCCUUUGUGUUGUGUGACACCAUGGGCCUCGAGGAGCAAUCAGGAGCAGGACUUGAUAUUAAAGACAUCACCAGCAUUCUUCAAGGACACAUACCAGACCGCUAUAAAUUCAACCCCAUCACACCAUUUCAACCUGAUGAGCAGAAGUCCUCCAGACCUGCGUCUCUCCAGGAGAAGAUCCACUGUGUGGUGUACAUGAUCGACGCCACCAAAAUCUCCCUCAUGUCUGAGAAACUAGAAGAAAAACUUACUUCUGUACGUUCUCUAAUCAAUUCGCAUGCCAUUCCCCAAAUGGUCGUGAUGACAAAAGUCGAUGAAGCUUGUCCUCAUGUGCAGAAAGACCUUCAAAACGUUUAUGCCAGUUCCUACACCAAGUUGAAGGUGCAGGAGGUGAGCUCUCGCUUGGGUGUGCCGGUGUCUUGUGUUUUACCGGUGAAGAACUACAGUCAGGAGCUGGAGCUGGAGCUCAACUGUGAUGUCCUGCUUCUCACUGCUGUACAGCAGAUGCUUCGAUUGGCAAAUGAUUAUCUGGAUGAUGUUGAUUCCUUUUAGGCCAUAGAAAGCACUGCAAAGAUAGAUACAGGGUUAUACAGUUAAAGUCAGAAUUAUUAAUGCCCCUAAAUUUUUAGCCCCCCUGUUUAUUUUUUCACCCAAUUUUCUGUUUAACGGAGAGACUAUUAUAAGUAGUAGUAGUAGUAGUAAAUAGUUUUAAUAACUUCUAAUAACUGAUUUAUUUUAUCUUUGCCAUGAUGACAGUAAAUAAUAUUUGACUAGAUAUUUUUCAAGACACUUCUAUACAGCUUAAAGUGACAUUUAAAGGCUUAACUAGGUUAAUUAGGAUAGGGUUAGGGUAAUUAGGCAAGUAAUUGUAUAACGAUGGUUUGUUCUGUAGACUAUUGAAAAAAUAAAUAGCUUAAAGGGGUUAAAAUUUUUACAUUAAAAUGGUUUUUAAAAAAAUUAAAAUAGCUUUUAUUCUAGCCGAAAUAAAACAAAUAAAACUUUCCCAGAAGAAAAAAUAUUAUUAGACAUACUGUGAAAAUUUCCUUGCUCUGUUAAACAUCAUUUAGGAAAUAUUUAAAAAAGAAAAAAAAAUUAAAGGGGGGCUAAUAAUUCUGACUUCAACUAUACCUCUCAAUUAUCACAAUGGUUCAAAUCAAAAAAUAGCUAUUCUGUUUGUUUUUUAAUACAAAGUAUCUUUCAUAAGAUCUUUCACAAUUAUACAUAAUAUACAUUUAGAAAAUGGUGGUAAAUGUCCCUAUGUCAUAAUAAAGAUCAUAUAUUGUUAAGCUGCGCAUUAUGUUAUAGUUACUGUUACUUUUGUAGUUGCAAAAUAUUCCACAAUCAUAUGUACAGUGUAGCACUAAAUUUAUGUGUAAUGACUGCACUUAGAGAAACACUGAUGUUGAUUAUAAAGGUUAUAAUCUAUAUAUAUAAUCUGUGAAUGGAACCAUAUCAGUU